AUGGCGGCAGAUCAGGGAGGACCCAAUGCCAAUGGCGCCAACGCGCAGCCGGUUUCCAGGGAAAAGAUCCUUCAUGCUUUGGCUUCGUUGAUGGCCAACAAGGAUGCUGCAUACGUAGCAGGGGUACGCAGCCGUGCUGCGAAGGGGAAUUUGCAGAUCAAAGGUCAGAGCAUCACCGAGGACAUCGUGGAUGAAGCCCUGACGCGCCUUCCAAAGGCGGAAGAGAAACCCAAGCCGGCAGUGGAGGUCACUCCGGCUGCAACCGGCGCUCGCUGGACACCCUCCUCGGCCUCCAUCGCCUCCAUUGUCAGCAAGGCCCUCAUGGAGUGCGAGGAUGCGGAGCAGUACAUGGAGCGCAUCAAGGUCGUGGGAGAAUCCAAGGUGCCAGUGUUACCAAAGCCGGAUGUGACCACCACGCCCACUGGGGAAUUCCUCUGUGCAGAGGAGUGGGCAGAGACCGUGGCACGGAUGGUGAAUCGGAAGGAUGGCCGUGUGUACGUGCGCCUGCAGAACUACAGCGGCUGGGUAUCCUCAAGGUCCCGGAAUGACUACAACAAGGUCGUCCUGGACGUGGAGGAAGGAAGACCUUCCCUGGAGCCAGGUAGCGCCCAAGUCAUCGCCACAAGCAGGGCCAUGCGCCUGUUGCCACACAUGACACAGGACGGCUACCAGACCUCCAACACCAGCGGCACAAAGGUCCGCCGCUUCCGGACAACGGUGAUGGCGCCGAUUCUACAGUCUGCAGAUU
This is a messenger RNA of Symbiodinium pilosum, 748 nucleotides long. Lineage: Eukaryota; Dinophyceae; Suessiales; Symbiodiniaceae. The record is from the annotation of a GenBank genome assembly.